This is a messenger RNA of Mandrillus leucophaeus (drill), 2351 nucleotides long. RefSeq names its product EGF domain-specific O-linked N-acetylglucosamine (GlcNAc) transferase (gene EOGT). Gene Ontology annotation, cellular component: endoplasmic reticulum lumen. Lineage: Eukaryota; Metazoa; Chordata; Mammalia; Primates; Cercopithecidae. The transcript is spliced from 17 exons. Bases 497 to 2080 code for a protein of 527 amino acids. Gene Ontology annotation, molecular function: protein N-acetylglucosaminyltransferase activity. The record is from RefSeq and is a predicted model, not a curated record.
AGGCCUGUGGAAAUCGAAUCAAGGGUUUCUGGAGUGGAGUGAGUCCAGCUGCUUUGAGCUGAAGGAAAAGUAGCCUGGCCACCAAAGCGUCCCUGUGCUGGAGGAGUGCCAUCCCCGCGGGCCUUGCAGGAGGACCGACACCAGGAAGGCUUUGUGCCAGGCCCGGCAGCCACCCCCACCCGUCUUAUGCAAGUGGGUACAUGCCGUCGCCAGAAGCCAGCUUUCUGAUCUGCGUCUUUAGAUUUUUUCCAUCGCCUGAGCCUUACUUCCCAACUGAUCGGUGAGUUUAGUGAUGGCCAGAGCUCACUGGAGGACAAUGGACUUGGAUAACAAGAGUCAGGGCUUGGUCAUAACAAUGACUUUAUUACCGGGAAGGACAAUUCAAAAAAUAGGAAGGCCUGGGAACCCUCAGGCUCGCCACUCUAGGUUUUAGAGACCUGAAACAUCACAGAAGCUUCCGAGUGGUUCUGAGGAUUCAAGAGGUUUGCAGGUUGCUAUGUUAAUGUUGUUUGUCUUUGGAGUCUUACUUCAUGAAGUCCCACUGAGUGAUCAGAAUGAAGCUCCUCCUAACACUCACAGCAUUCCAGGCGAACCUCUGUAUAACUAUGCCAGUAUCCGCUUGCCAGAGGAGCACAUUCCCUUCUUUUUGCACAACAAUAGGCAUAUUGCCACUGUCUGUAAGAAAGACUCUCUUUGUCCAUAUAAGAAACACCUAGAAAAGCUAAAGUACUGCUGGGGUUAUGAGAAAUCCUGUAAACCAGAGUUCAGGUUUGGUUACCCAGUUUGCAGCUAUGUCGACAUGGGAUGGACGGACACUCUUGAGUCAGCUGAGGACAUAUUCUGGAAACAGGCUGACUUUGGAUAUGCCAGAGAGAGGCUGGAGGAGAUGCAUGUGCUCUGUCAGCCUAAGGAAACGAGUGACUCAAGUCUGAUGUGUUCCCGUUAUCUUCAGUACUGCAGAGCAACGAAUCUCUACCUUGAUUUAAGAAACAUCAAGAGAAAUCAUGACAGAUUUAAGGAGGACUUUUUCCAGAGUGGUGAAAUUGGAGGGCACUGUCAACUUGACAUCCGUACAUUGAUGUCUGAAGGUCAGCGCAAAAGCCCUUUGCAGUCAUGGUUUGCUGAGCUACAAAGCUAUACUCAGCUCAACUUCACACCUAUAGAAGAUGCUAAAUGUGACAUUGUCAUUGAAAAACCAACAUAUUUCAUGAAAUUAGAUGCAGGUGUUAACAUGUAUCACCACUUCUGUGAUUUCGUCAAUCUUUAUCUUACUCAGCACGUUAAUAACUCAUUCAGUACUGACGUGUACAUCGUGAUGUGGGACACUAGUUCUUACGGAUAUGGUGACCUAUUCUCCGACACAUGGAAUGCAUUUACUGAUUAUGACAUUAUACAUUUGAAAACUUAUGAUUCCAAAAGGGUAUGUUUUAAAGAAGCUGUUUUUUCAUUACUCCCCCGCAUGAGGUAUGGGCUGUUCUAUAAUACUCCUCUGAUAUCUGGCUGUCAAAAUACUGGACUAUUCAGGGCAUUUUCCCAGCAUGUGCUACACAGACUAAACAUCACACAAGAAGGACCCAAGGAUGGAAAAAUUCGAGUCACCAUUCUUGCACGGAGCACAGAAUACCGGAAAAUCUUAAACCAAAAUGAGCUUGUAAAUGCACUGAAAACAGUACCUACAUUUGAAGUCCAGAUUGUUGAUUACAAGUAUAGAGAACUUGGGUUUUUGGAUCAACUGAGGAUCACACACAACACAGACAUAUUUAUUGGAAUGCAUGGAGCUGGUCUGACCCAUUUACUUUUCCUUCCAGACUGGGCUGCUGUAUUUGAACUGUACAACUGUGAAGAUGAACGCUGUUACUUAGACUUGGCCAGGCUGAGAGGCAUUCACUACAUCACUUGGCAAAGGCAGAACAAAGUCUUUCCUCAGGAUAAGGGCCACCAUCCAACCCUGGGGGAGCACCCGAAGUUCACCAACUACUCUUUCGAUGUAGAAGAAUUUAUGUAUCUUGUCCUUCAGGCUGCAGACCACGUAUUGCAACACCCAAAGUGGCCAUUUAAGAAGAAACGUGAUGAGCUAUAAAUAUGUUGAGUCUGUUUGCAAAAAGAGAGUGUUUAAACACUCCAACACCCAGACUUAGAAUUAAAUCAGUAAAGCAAUCUGUUAUUUCCUAUCCCUGAAUUACCUUUUCUAUGCCAAAACAUACCUUCAGGAUAUUGUUAUGUGUUUUGUAGACGUUAAGUGUUUCAUGUGGUUUUUGUGUCAUUGCUAUUUAUCAAUAGCAAUAAUUUUGCACUGAAAUCUUUUUAUAGUUCAAAAAUUGAGCAUGGACUCCCUGGUACACUUUACCUUU